Molecule: messenger RNA, 808 nt
Organism: Spizellomyces punctatus DAOM BR117
Lineage: Eukaryota; Fungi; Chytridiomycota; Chytridiomycetes; Spizellomycetales; Spizellomycetaceae
Product: DNA replication protein PSF2
Exons: 5
Coding region: 21-656 (211 amino acids)
Biological process (GO): double-strand break repair via break-induced replication; DNA replication
Cellular component (GO): GINS complex; nucleus
Source: RefSeq, a predicted model, not a curated record
CUACCACAUCACAGUUCAACAUGCCCUACCCAAGACUGAUACGAAACGGGUUGACACCCGCCGAGGUGGAAUUCAUUGCAGAAAACGAAACUAUUACAAUUGUACCACUCCACAGAAUGGGCACCCUGCAACUCAUUAAUGGAUCAUACGGUCCAUUCAAGCCACCAAUAAAACACCAAGUCCCACUAUGGCUGGCUUUAACACUAAAACGAAAGCAAAAGUGCCUGAUACAACCGCCGGAGUGGUUGGACGUGGCCUAUUUGCGCACAAAAUUAGAGCAAGAGACGAGCGGAGAGAAUUUCAGCGACUUGCCCUUUCGUUUUAUGGAAGUCUCCCACGCGUUACUUGAUUGCGCGGCAGAUGAUGUACCACAAGCAGACAUGGUGCGAACGCUUCUGAAGGAUCUGCGAGAAGUAAGGCAAGCCAAAGCACGCCGGGGUCUACAGGCAAUAAAUCCACGCUGCGUCGAGAUGAACAAUCUCGGGAUGAUGGAGCUGAAUGAGAUCCGCCCUUUUUUUACGAAAGCGUUCAAUGAAUUGAAAAAAUUGCGAAAACGUCCACCUGGCGAUUCACAGCCAAGUCAGCAUACAAAUUCCGAUCAACUUGGGCAGUCCCAACGAACAGGAAAUGGGUUGUCUUUUUCACCAUCCAUGUAAAUAAACGUCCACAGGAAAUGACAAUAGUAUCCUACGGCGCUGAUCAGUCCCCCUCGACGGCAAAUAACCAGGAUCCCACCCACUUAAAUCAGGGAAAGAUCUGCUCUAAAUACAAACUUCUAUGGUCGUGAGGUUUCAUAUACCCUCCUCCG